Papaver somniferum (opium poppy) is the source of this 699-nucleotide messenger RNA. RefSeq lists its product as uncharacterized. The coding region runs from base 1 to 699 and encodes 232 amino acids. NCBI's taxonomy places the organism in Eukaryota, Viridiplantae, Streptophyta, Magnoliopsida, Ranunculales, Papaveraceae. The transcript has a single exon. The record is from RefSeq and is a predicted model, not a curated record. Gene Ontology annotation, molecular function: RNA-DNA hybrid ribonuclease activity; nucleic acid binding.
AUGAAAGAAUUAUGUUUUAUGAGAAAUAAAGCAGUGUUUGAUGAUAUACAACCAAAUGCAGUAGCACUAAAGCAGAGAAUAAUGCAACAUACUAAGGAAUAUAAAGUCAUAAUUAAGGGCUAUAUGUGGAACACAGUGGAGGAUCUUCAAAUCUUAAAAACCUUUGGUAUGAAAUGCUGGAAAGUGAAACAUAUCAAGAUUCAAGAAUGCUUAUUUACUUUUCCCAUAGGUGAUCAAAUAUUAUUAUAUUGUGAUGGAGAUUCUAGAAACAAUACUAGAGAGGCUGGAUAUGGUUUUGUGGGAAGAAAUUCAAAUGGUGUUGUCCUAAUUGUUGUUGCAGGUGGAAUGGGGAUUGCAACAAAUUUCAUGGCAGAAGUUUUUGCAGUUAUAAAUGAUUGUGAAUGGGCUAUAAGCAAAGGGUUCUUCAAGUUAUGCAUCAGAACAGAUUCCCAAGCAGUCAUAAGUUCUUUUUCAGCAGAUAAAAUCCCUUGGUAUGUGCAGACAAGGUGGAACAAAAUAGUGGAAGUACUGAUAAGCUGCCAAUUCAUCCAUAGUUACAGAGAAAUCAAUUUCUCUGCAGAUGGUCUUGCAAAAAUGGGUGCUCUAUUAGCUAGAGGUGAAAAUAAAAUCUUCCUAAGUAGACCUUCUUUUAUGAUUCAAAUGGAAAACCCUGAUAUUACAUAUUAUGGGUUUAGUUGA